Symbiodinium sp. CCMP2592 is the source of this 711-nucleotide messenger RNA. NCBI's taxonomy places the organism in Eukaryota, Dinophyceae, Suessiales, Symbiodiniaceae. The record is from the annotation of a GenBank genome assembly.
AUGGCAGUUUGUCCACAGAUGAACACGGAGUUGGGUGCACCUCCAGAGAUACACCUCCCGGAUUGCGAGUCCCCGUGCAUCUACCUCGAGGAUGUUCAAGCUCCGACGGGCUUCGCAAGCUGUGAGGAUGCCGGCACUUGCCCGGGAGGUGAAAAUGCCACAGGCUGGACGUGUGCCGCCGGCUAUGGUGGCAAUGCGACGACAACCUGCUUGAUUGACGCGGAGGACAACUGCAGUGCGAGCUAUGUUUUCAGUGGCUGCGGCCCACUGACCAUCUGCGCGGGCAUGCAGAAUCCCGACCCAUGCAGGUACAUACACAGCUGCAUUCCCGGACUACUGCCUGGCGAGCAGUGCGAGUUCCGCUGCAAGCCUCCAUCUUUCCUGGGUGAUCCGACAACUGGGACCUGCCCCACAGACAACACGGAUCCUUUGCGUCCUCCUGUGGUGCCUGUGCUGCCAAGCUGCGAGCCGCAGUGCACAGAACCGUCAGAGCCACCGCAAGGGUACAAUCGUUCUGGCGGAAACUGGACGUGCGCCGACGGCUACCUCGGCACAGCGGUGCCAAGUUGUGGCCCCGAUCGGAAUUGCGUGAUGCGAUUCACUCUGAGUGGCUGCGAGGAAAAGGUGCCGUGCUCUGCUCCGUCACUGCCCAGUGGCUGUGAGUAUGUCGGGGCCCAAGAGACUUGCCUCACUGUUGCCAAGCUCUCCUAA